CUGAAAAAAAGCAAAAUUGUCCUUUCAAGUAGUUGCGUCAUCCACAUGGUUUUGCUCAAGUGAAUUAAAUAGACAUUAUUUUUUAAGUUGGUGAAAAUAAAAAGUUAAUAAUGCUAACGGCUACGCGGGUGAUAAGCCGAAAGGCUUUGGAGUGCUCCGGUAUUACUUCCGAAAUUUAUACAAACAGGAAUUUCUCAACAAUUCUCAAAAGCACCGCUGCCCCCACAGUACCAAUCUACCAACGACAUGGAUUACAACGCAGAAAUAAGUCUGAAGGCGUACGAGGGGCGGUCAUCGGCAUUGACUUGGGAACCACCAAUUCAUGCGUCGCAGUCAUGGAAGGAAAAACUCCUAAGGUAGUGGAGAACACUGAAGGCUCACGCACAACGCCCUCCCACGUGGCCUUCACAAAGGAAGGUGAACGUUUGGUGGGCAUGCCGGCCAAGAGGCAGGCGGUCACCAACAGUGGGAACACGUUCUACGCGACCAAACGUCUCAUCGGUCGCAGGUUCGACGAUCCAGAAGUUCAGAAGGACAUGAAGAACUUGUCGUACAAAGUCGUGAGGGCCUCUAACGGAGAUGCUUGGGUGCAAGGUACCGAUGGCAAGGUGUACUCGCCAAGUCAAAUCGGCGCCUUCGUACUGAUUAAGAUGAAGGAGACAGCUGAGGCUUAUCUCAACACCGGCGUCAAGAACGCAGUUGUCACCGUGCCCGCAUACUUCAACGACUCGCAGCGACAGGCCACCAAGGAUGCAGGUCAAAUCGCCGGCCUGAACGUACUCCGGGUGAUAAACGAGCCAACCGCUGCCGCCCUCGCAUACGGCAUGGAUAAGACCGAUGACAAAAUAAUCGCAGUCUACGACUUGGGUGGUGGUACCUUCGAUAUAUCCGUUUUGGAGAUCCAAAAAGGCGUGUUCGAGGUCAAGUCGACCAACGGUGACACUUUACUGGGUGGUGAAGACUUUGAUAAUGUUAUCGUCAACUUUUUAGUUGACGAGUUCAAGAGAGAUCAAGGUCUAGACAUCCGUAAGGAUGCGAUGGCCAUGCAACGUCUCAAGGAGGCUGCGGAGAAGGCCAAGAUCGAGCUGUCUGGAUCCCUGCAGACAGACAUAAACUUGCCCUAUCUCACCAUGGACUCUGCAGGACCAAAGCACAUGAAUCUUAAGAUGACGCGUUCCAAGCUGGAGUCUCUAGUGGGCGACUUGAUCAAACGUACAGUUGGUCCCUGCCAGCGAGCCUUGCAAGAUGCUGAGGUUUCACGUACCGACAUUGGGGAAGUUCUACUCGUCGGUGGCAUGACCAGGAUGCCCAAGGUGCAACAAACAGUCCAAGACAUCUUCGGCCGCGCACCGUCGCGCUCCGUCAACCCAGACGAGGCAGUCGCUGUGGGAGCCGCCGUCCAGGGUGGAGUCCUCGCCGGUGACGUCACAGACAUCCUCCUCCUUGAUGUCACCCCCCUCUCCCUGGGUAUCGAGACCCUCGGGGGCGUGUUCACAAAGCUCAUCACCAGAAACACCACAAUACCUACAAAGAAGAGUCAAGUGUUCUCUACAGCUGCGGACGGUCAAACUCAAGUGGAGAUCAAGGUCCACCAGGGUGAGCGAGAGAUGGCAACGGACAACAAACUCCUCGGACAGUUCUCCCUCAUCGGAAUCCCACCGGCGCCCAGGGGAGUGCCUCAGAUCGAAGUCACCUUCGAUAUUGAUGCCAACGGCAUUGUCCACGUGUCUGCCAGAGACAAGGGCACCGGAAAAGAGCAACAGAUCGUGAUCCAAUCAUCGGGCGGCCUCUCCAAGGACGAGAUCGAGAACAUGGUGAAGGCGGCGGAACAAUUCGCAGCGGCCGACAAGGGCCGCCGAGAGCGAGUGGAGGCUGCCAACCAGGCGGAGGGCGUUCUCCACGACACUGAGACGAAGAUGGACGAGUACAAGGCGCAAUUACCACAAGACGAGUGUGACAAACUCCGCGGUGAGAUGGUCAAGCUCCGUGAACUCCUGGCCCAGAAGGACACUGCUGACCCCGAAGCCAUCCGCACAGCUACCGGUCAACUCCAGCAGGCGAGCUUGAAACUCUUCGAGCAGGCGUACAAGAAGAUGGCGGCUGAACGUGAAGGCCAAAAUCAGACUCAAUCUGAAUCGCAGACGCAGGGCGAAUCCGAGGAAAAGAAAGAAGAGAAGAAGAACUAAACCCGUACCCCUCUAGCUAUCCCCAAGAUGGGGGCCAACUGUACAUAAUAUAACUUAGACCAAAUAAUACAAAAACACCGGCUACAAAGGAUUUGAGUUUAAACAUCUGUAUUAAGUUUUCUCCAUAAGUUGUUUUGUAUUUAAGAUUACUCUUGGAAUUAUAUAUAAAUUAUACUCUAUAGC
Molecule: messenger RNA, 2369 nt
Organism: Pararge aegeria (speckled wood butterfly)
Lineage: Eukaryota; Metazoa; Arthropoda; Insecta; Lepidoptera; Nymphalidae
Gene: Hsc70-5
Product: heat shock 70 kDa protein cognate 5
Exons: 14
Coding region: 111-2186 (691 amino acids)
Biological process (GO): protein refolding; cellular response to unfolded protein
Cellular component (GO): mitochondrion; cytoplasm
Molecular function (GO): ATP binding; ATP-dependent protein folding chaperone; ATP hydrolysis activity
Source: RefSeq, a predicted model, not a curated record